This is a messenger RNA of Drosophila nasuta, 880 nucleotides long. RefSeq lists its product as uncharacterized. The record is from RefSeq and is a predicted model, not a curated record. The coding region runs from base 193 to 576 and encodes 127 amino acids. Lineage: Eukaryota; Metazoa; Arthropoda; Insecta; Diptera; Drosophilidae. The transcript has 2 exons.
GCCAGUUUCCAGUUGUCCACAACCCAAAGAGUCGUUGUCGCUGCGAGCUCAACAGCAACAGCAACAGCAGCAUCUGCAUCAACAACGGCAACAGCAUCCGUCCCUCUUUCUAGUGCCUGUACUAGUGUGGAGUGUUUGUAAUCCUCGGCCUCAGUCAGAGACAAAAGAGGCAAAGCAAAUACGAAUACAAAUAUGUCCUGUGACGAGAGAACAGCACUGUUGGCAACGCAAUUGCAGCGAGGACAACAGCAGCAUCACAUCAUUGUCGUGCCGUUAGGCAAGGAUCCAAAGGAUUAUGAACCCGUUUUCACAAAUGCUGAUCACUCGUAUGGCUUGACACUGGAGGAGCUGCUGCCCUUUGCAAAGGAUCCCUGGUGGCAGAAUGUGCGUCGUCUGUCCACUGCCUGCCUCUGGCUGACAUUUCUACUCACUCUGUUCGCUGCCAUUGCGAUGGCUUAUUUCCAUGACGAUGCCGCCGUUGUCUGUCGACCUAAUCGAGUAAUUACCACAACAUUGCCACCGCUGUCGCUUGCCUUGGCCAACAACAGCACAGCAACACUGCUGCUGUCCGGCUAAUAGCGUGCACUUAUCUCAGUGGAAGUGGAACUGGAACAUUUGAUUAUGGAUGCUGAAAUUGCACACUUCGGAUUACAUCAGCCAAACGAACAGCAGCAUGGGCUUAGUUUUCCGUGAGCUGUUUUCCCGGCCGGCACAGCUGUUGACUUAGCGAUAAGCCUUUCGCGGGGGGAAGAAACUAAACCGAAUGAUUGAUUUGUUUGGAUUACGAAUUUGUUGAUGUGUUUACGAUUUUCUAUUUAUUGUUAUUGUAUAGUAUUGUAAUUGUAGACUCUAAUAAUAAAUCAUAGGAAAUGCGAUUUAA